AUGGCUACUGCGACAUCAGAUGCUGUCGGGGCCAACCCCUUGGAUGCCUAUACGACCUUUUUGUUUGAACAAUUAUUCAAUCCUCCUAACGGGAACGCACAGGAGGAGGUCCAAAAAACAUUCCAGAAACGAACGGCGCCGGACGGAACAAUAACAGGAGUCCUCUCGUUCCGAGAGGAGAAGACGGGGGCUAUCAAACUGCUCCCUUCGUACGAAGUAGCCAUAUUCUGCGACGAGACACGACUUGAGAAGGUCGACUGGAGUACCGAAUUAUACGACAGCGUGAUAGAAGACUUGCACAAUAUGAAUAACGACUGCAAUAACGCCUUCAUGUACACGGACACAUUCGAGAACAAGCCAGACGUAAUCCAGAUGUGUCCUUGGUUCCUCCAAUAUGUGAGAGCCAAGAAAUACCACACGACCCAGGAUCUAACCUCGACCCGCGCUAAGCUCGCCGUGGCAGGCCUCGACAAGCUGAUCACCAAGAUGCUCUACAGGCCAAUUGACCUACUGACUCUCUGGGACAAAUGCAUGCUCCAUGAGAUGAUGCACACCAAAGCGGGUGGAUUAAAGGAUGACGUGAACGGAUUUAGCGGUUACGGAUGGAAAAACUGCAAGAAGAUUUCCACAGAGGCUGACAAGUGCUUCGAUAACGCCGACUCCUUUGCGAUCUUGGGUAGUGCCCUGUAUUGGAAAACCCAGGGUAGGGAGAUUGAUGACAACGGCAAGUUCACCAGCCCUCCAACUGGUCAAACAAGGAACAUAGGUUUCGUGGGUUCAGGGGCUGGGCGGGGUUCAGAUACUAUGAAGAAUGAUGCGGCAAAACGGUUCAUGUAA
Annulohypoxylon maeteangense is the source of this 837-nucleotide messenger RNA. RefSeq lists its product as uncharacterized. Lineage: Eukaryota; Fungi; Ascomycota; Sordariomycetes; Xylariales; Hypoxylaceae. Bases 1 to 837 code for a protein of 278 amino acids. The record is from RefSeq and is a predicted model, not a curated record. The transcript is spliced from 3 exons. Gene Ontology annotation, molecular function: metallopeptidase activity.